GUUCAACAGCAGCCACUUCAGGCUCAGCAGCAAGCCUCUCAAAAUCAACCACAACAGAAUCAACAAUUACCAGCUCAAUCACAAGUCGAAUCAAAUCAAAGAAACGACAUGCAACCUAAAUUGUUUAACGCCUAUGUAUAUGAUUUUUUAAAACGUAGCGGGGCGAGAGAGACAGCUCGUGUUUAUCUAAAAGAAGCAGACAUUCAAGGUUUCAUAAAAAACGACAAUACAAAUUUAAUAAAUGGAGGAGGAAAUUCAGGUUCAGAUAAUGAUGCAGACUUACCCAAUGUAGAAGUGCCUAUCAAAGCACCUGAAGGCUUUUUAUAUGAAUGGUGGACGGUGUUUUGGGAUAUUUAUAGUGCAAAAUUGAAUCGUCCGGGAAGCGAGAACGCGCGUCGUUAUAUAGAACAGCAGCAGCAAAGGAACAGAAUACCGCGUCGAGUGCACGAACCGCUAGGUCAGUUACCAAUGCUUGGUGGAUAUUCGCAUAUGGUUGGACAAAAUGCUCCACAUCCACAGGUAGCACAUCAUCAGCAAGGACAGUUGGUUCGUCAGCCUAUGCAAAAUGGCACACUACAGCUUAACGUAGAUGCCAACCCAAACGGGGAUGGUAUUAUGAUGAGUCCCCAACAACGGGUUAAUCCAGCCAACUUGAUGAAGAUCAAUAAUGUAUCCAACCCCUUAUUGCGUGGAGGAAGGAUGCCACCUGGUACCAUUGUGAAUACAAUAAAUGGCCGAACGAUGUUAUUACAACAACAACCAGGGCAACAUGCAAUAAGUCAGAAUGUAGCGGCAGCACAGGCUGCCCAAGUUCAAAACUCCCAGCAGCAGGUCCAAGCCUCUGCCAAUUCCGUAAUGAUGCGUGAUACUCAGCAACCAACAGUGGUGGGCAACGUUCAACAUUUGGCCCAGCAAGGUCAACAACAGGUCAGUUCAUCAUUAAAACGAAAUAACGUUAACGUUGAGGGUGCCACGCAAUUCACGACGACGCAACAAAGACAACAGCCGAACCAGCAACAAUUGGCUGUUGGUCAAAAUAUGACGCAAAACAAUUUGGUGUUAACUACGCAAUUGACCCCGAAUGAUAUGCAAGACACGAAUCUUAUUAAUCAAAUUACAAAUCUUAAUGCACCGCAUGAUGCAAAUGCGAAGAUUCAGACCAACGUUCUUGGAGGACAAAUUAUCAAUAUGAACAUGGUUCGUCCGCCGGGCGUUAAUAUUAAUUACGGUAGCAUGGUCGGAUCAGUUCCAUACGCAACAGCAAACGUAUUGUUACAAAAUCGACCGAUGAGACCUGCUGCAAUUGACAAGGUGAUGCCAAACUUACUGCUUAAUGAGCAAACUGAAAUUGAAAAAUUUAAACAGCGCGGCAUAAAUCUUCAAAAUAUUCAAAAUAUCCAAAACAUUCACCCGAUUCAUUUGGCAUCACUUCAUAAUCAACUACAACGUAAUCAAGUCGCCCAACAAAACCAGCUUCACGCCAACCAAGUCGCACAAGCACAAGCUCAACAGGUUGCCGCCAAUAAUCAACAUGCAGCACAACAGAAAGCAAGAAAUGACAAUAACAAGGGGGCUAAGAAUAACGCAAAAACGACACCAACCCAACAGCAAGCACAGCCACCCAACAUAGGAACACAAAUGAGCAAUGCCCAAGUACUUCAGAACCAACAGAAUGCAAACACAUCGGGAAUUAUGGGAUCGACGGAUAAUACUCUGAACGUGGAGUUAGAUGAGGUCGUUAGCUUUGCCAAUAAUCUCGAUCUUCAAAUCGAUGACCUAGGUGUCAAUUUUGAUAGCUCUGCAUUUGGCACGGGUAAUCCCGAUUGUGAUCUUGACCAGUAUAUCAAUUGUGACAUGUUCAAUGAUCUUGGUACAGGUGGUCCAAGUUCAUCAAGCAACGGCAGCUAA
Messenger RNA from Acaulospora morrowiae, 1908 nucleotides. The record is from the annotation of a GenBank genome assembly. Lineage: Eukaryota; Fungi; Glomeromycota; Glomeromycetes; Diversisporales; Acaulosporaceae.